Messenger RNA from Alternaria novae-zelandiae, 1254 nucleotides. RefSeq lists its product as uncharacterized. Lineage: Eukaryota; Fungi; Ascomycota; Dothideomycetes; Pleosporales; Pleosporaceae. The record is from RefSeq and is a predicted model, not a curated record. The transcript has a single exon. The coding region runs from base 1 to 1254 and encodes 417 amino acids. Gene Ontology annotation, molecular function: protein serine/threonine kinase activity; ATP binding. Gene Ontology annotation, biological process: peptidyl-threonine phosphorylation; peptidyl-serine phosphorylation.
AUGCCGGACAAGGUUUCCUACCGCCACGGUGAUCUCAAGCCUGGCAAUAUCCUCUGGUUCCGGGAGAAUAAUGGAUACGGCACGCUCAAGAUAGGCGACUGGGGUGAGGCAAAGAGUCACAAGCAAGUUACCGCCUUGCGCCAUGGUCGCUUGGAUACAACUGCAAAAUACGGCACAAGAAGAUACGAACCACCAGAGACUGGCCUACAGUCACUUCUUCCUAAGGGCACCCCGCAUGUACGGUCCCGCUUAUACGACGUAUGGGGUAUGGGCUGUAUCAUCCUCGAGUUUAUCAUCUGGCUGUUGUACGACCAUAAAGAGCUCUGUAGAUUCAACAACAGUAACCAAGGAUACUUCGGUCUUUCUGACAUGUUCUACGAGAUUAGUCACGAGAGGGUUCCACGAAUCCAUCGCGUUGCGGAACACUGGAUGGAGCACAUGGCGAAGGACGGACUGUGCCUUCCAGGUGAAACCGCUCUCGGGAAUCUCCUCCAAAUCGUUCGUACAGGUCUUUUGAUCGUUGAGCUCCCCGAAGAUGGUGGUCUGGUCCCUUCAGCUGAUAACGGGAUGCCUACCUUUCCGCAUGAUGACAGUCCAUUGAUCAGCGUCACCACACCAGAUUCCACAAAUCAUGAGAUCAUUCAUGGUUCUUCAUCAAAUACGCGGACCAGAUUUCGUGCCAGUGAGCUUGAGACGGAAUUGCUCCGAAUAGCUCUAGUCGGGGGAGGUGAACACUACUGGUACCAAAACCAGAAGCCAAGACCAGCACCAGGGGACAUCAUUGGCAUGCCUCAUCUACCGGUACCUACUGGCCAUAGAGAGUACUCUGACGUUCUCCCCGUCCCUGCAAUUGACAUGGUCGAUUAUGCGCAUCCAUCUUUAGAUCCAGAGGAAUGGGAGUUCGAACUCGAUAACGACUUUGCUGCCACCGAAUCGUCUCGGUUGAAAAGUAUCACCAGAAUGGCUCCGCAUGAAACCCCGCCCUCAGCGAAGCUGUGCACCAUCUGCAGAGACUUUCAGGGAAGGCUACUAGACGCAGAGUUUGCAAUUUCCUAUGCUACACAAACACUCCGAAUAAAUUCGGAGGCCAAGAGCUGUGAUCUGUGCUACAUUCUAUGGCAAAACUGCCGCGACAAAUUGAACGGAGGAUGUGAAAGUGUGCACUUGCAAAGGGCGGGUUCUGCUAUACGAAUAAGAGGCUUGAAGCAUCCGAUACUUACCGUAUUACGGAGCGAUGGUAAGUCACCGCUCUGA